This is a messenger RNA of Podarcis lilfordi (Lilford's wall lizard), 4743 nucleotides long. NCBI's taxonomy places the organism in Eukaryota, Metazoa, Chordata, Lepidosauria, Squamata, Lacertidae. The record is from the annotation of a GenBank genome assembly.
GUCAAGGGGCUCUGACCUUGGGCGCCCGCUGCGUCCCGGCCGCGCUCAAGAUGGCGGAGCCGCCCUACAAGCCGGCGCCCCUCUUCCCGCGCCCGCCCCAGCUCGAGCCGGCCCAGUACGACGCCUCGCCCCGGCAGCGCGCCGCCGAGGCCGAGCGCGUGGCCAUCCGCUCCCGCCUCAAGCGCCACUACCUGCUGGAGCUCAACGACCCCCGGAGGACCAGCAUCGUGAGUGGGGGCGAGUCGGGGGUCGAGGGCAGAGGGCAGCGCGGCCCAAACCACACCUCCCAUCACUCCUUGCCCCCGGGCCUGGCAGCGAGGGAUGAUGGGAGUUGUAGUCCAACCGCAGCGGGAGAGAGACCCCCAAGUUUGGGGAAGAAGGCUGCUUUAGGGCCUUGGAGACCCCUAAGCUCAGUUUAAAAUGAAGGCAAGAGAAGGAAACGGGGGGAGGGGUCGGGGGGAGGGAGCAUUUUCUGAACUUCCAGUCAGCUGCAAGUUUGAAUAAUAAUAAUACAGUGGUACCUCUAGAUACGAACAGGACCCAUUCUGUAGCCCCGUUCACAUCUAGAAGCAAACGUAAUUUGCAACGGCACGUCUGCGCACACACACGUCGCCUUUUGCCGCUUCUGCGCAUGUGCAUAAUGUCAUUUUGAGCAUCUGCGCAUGCGCAAGCAGCAAAACCCAGAAGUAAUGCGCUCCGUUACUUCCAGGUUUCCGCAGAGCGCAACUCGAACGCGCUCAAUUCGAAGUGUAUUCAACCCGAGGUAUGACUGUAAUAGUAGUAGUAGUAGUAGUAGUUUAGUCAUUUAGUGGUGUCCGCCUCUUUGUGACCCCCUGGACCAGAGCACGCCAGGCCCUCCUGUCUUCCACUGCCUCCCGCAGUUUGGUCAAACUCAUGCUGGUACCUUCGAGAUCAUUGUCCCACCAUGCCUUGCCGUGGCGAAGGGGCUUGAAUAACUCGGAGAAGCUAUGAGCUCUGCCGUGCAGGGCCACCCAGAAUGGACAAGUCUUAGCGGAGAGUUUUGACCAAACGUGAUCCACCUGGAGCAGGAACCGGCAAGCCACUCCAGUAUCCCUGCCAAGAAAACUCCAUGGACAAAGACAACAGGCAUAUAAAAAAGUAGUAGUAAUAGUAAUAAGAAUAAUUUGUUACUUAUACUCCACCCAUCUGGCCGGACCACCCCAGCCACUUUGGGCAGCUCCCAACAGAAUAUUAAAAACAUGACAAAACAUUCCCGCUUUGACUGGGGUAUGUCUUCCUCUAUGUUCUGUAUGGGGUUUGCCAGGUGCUUUAUUGUUUAAAUAUUCAUACACACACACACACAUACAUAUGGGGUGUAUGGGUGCAAGAGGAGGGGUAUUACCUCUGGUGGGAAACACGCUGUGCUCCCCCCGGGGUAGUUUGUCCAUCUUUGGUCCCCACCCUGCACUCGGCUAUCACCUGUGGCUCCUAGAAGCUGUCAGCAGGCAACAGUGGCCACAGUCCGGGAACAGCUUUGAACAGUGGUCUAAACCAGGUGAGGGGAGCCAAUGGGCCUCAAACCCUCAGGGAGUAAGGGACUUUGCCUGCAUGCAAAGUCAGGCUCCUGCGGAUUGAGCAGACGAGACCAGUAGUGAGUCCAAUGGUCAAGUUGGUUUUUGCACGGGCUGUAGAGGGAAGUGAGGGGUAGAUGGGGCUCAUCCACCUGGGAAGAAAAUCCAUCUAGGAGAAGGAAAAUUCUGAUCCUAAAAUUCUGCUGUCUUGUGGGAUAUCUUCAGGAGAAAGAAAAGCUAAGGAGUAAGCCGUACACAAAUCCAGAGUGGAGUCCCUAAGACGGUUGGCUGGUGCCUUGGUGCACAUCCUUCUGCUGCAGCCACGCUGGUCCAAACAUAUUGCUCUGCUUUCCUUUGGACCACAUCAACAAUUGCAGGGUCUUGUCAUCUGGGCAGCCCAGGACCUCCAUACACACUGCUCAGGCUUGAGCCCAGGAGAGGACACUUCAGUGCUGCUAAUGCAGCGGUUUGACUUCACCCCCAGAGAUGCACUUCAUUGUCUCUCGAGAUAGAUGGAUGCCACACACACACACACACACACACACACUUAACAUAACCAGAGGUAGAGCCAUAGCUUAGUGGCUGGGGAUCUGCUGUGCAAGCAAAGGGUCCCAGUACGCAGCAAAAAAAACCAAUCUGCUAGCACAUUUGCAGAGCUAAGUAGAGUCUGCUGUGGUUUCAUACUGGGUGGGGGACGGCACGUUGAGAUUCCUGCAUUGCUGGGGUUUGGACUAGAUGACCCUUGGGGGUCCCUUCCAACUCUAUGAUUUAUGAAUUCCCCAACAUCUCCAGGACGCCUGCCUGAUGUUCCUGGGCUACAGCUCCCAUCAUCCCAGGGCUGGUGGUCAGAGAUGAUGGGAGUUGCAGUCCAGGUUGAGAAAGGCUGGCACAUAAACAGGACUGAGCUACAUGGACCGGUGGUCUGACUCAGCGUAAGGCAGUGUCCUAUGUUCCUUUCUGUUAUAAUUCACAUAUUAACAUAUUUCUGUUAUAAUUCACAUAAUUCCUUUCUGUUAUAAUUCCCCUGCAUAAUCCAGGGGAAACAACCCCACUCUUAUUAUCUUCUGCAUUUGCCUGUGGUUGCACUUUGUGCCUAAGAUGUACAGUAGAUUACAAGUGUCAAGGUGAGAGCUGACAUUACCUGGGUAGCGUUGGUUACAGCGCACAUUUGGGCAGAUGUUCACUAUCCUCUCUCUGCUUUAGGAUGACCCCGCUGUGACUCGUUGGGUUUACGCCCGAAUGUACAACGCCUAUCCUAAUUUCCGUGUUACCCCAAAAACUUCACUACUGGGAGCUGCUUUCGGACUAGGGCCCAUUUUUUUCUGGUGGUAUGUCUUCAAAACGGACAGGGUAAGGCUAUAAGUAUGUGAUCUUAGACAACUGUGUAGUGUGAGAUCCAGUAACUGGAUUUACUAGUAUAAAUGGUUUGCUGCACAGGAACACUAGGUUUCGGGAGAGGCAUAUCAUAAUGGGAAAUAUGCGUUCUGCUUGAUCACACCUUCCUCAGUCCCUUUCCCCUGUUAUUUUUGUAUCAAUCUGGGGACUCUUGACAAUUGACAACAAUUCUGAUUUUUUUGGCAUCCAAAACACUGGUUUCCAUAUUUCAGAAAUGUUGUUCAGUUAGCUUUUUUGGUGGGAAAGCUCUUGAUGUUCCUUCAGUGAUGCACAAAUAAUUGGAUAAAUUAAAGGUGGCAGGUUAUUGCAGAAAGAAAGCAGCUCAGUGAGUGGAGUAGGGGAUUAAAACCCUGCAAACAAUUGAAAUCAAAAACAGUAAUCAACCUUGCUCAUAAUUUUCAUUGUGUAGCAAUUGUUUUCCUGUUGCCAUUUAUUUAUUUUUAGGAUUUCUUGCCUGUCAUUCACCUUAAGAUCCAGGGAACGUUACAACAAAGCAACAAUAAAAUUUACAAUUGAAAAAACCAAACACAAUAAAACACCAAAAACACAAUAUAAAACGUAGACUAAAGGAAGUCCUUAACAUAAAAUAACUCAGCUGUUAGAAGCAGAUGAAGGGGUGUGUCUUCAGCAUAUGACAAAAGCAGUACAAUAAUGAUGCUCAACGUGCCUCUUUGGGGAUGGAAUUCCACAAUUGGGAGGCUGCAACAGAUAAUGCUUUGCCCGGGUCACUGCCUGGACUAAUGGUGCAGAAUUACCAAGGCGGCUCUCUGCUAAUUUUAACAUCCAAGAGGAGGAAACCUUUCAGAAAUUUGGGGCCCAAUUCGUUUAGGGCUUUGAACAUUAAGAAUAAUAAUAUCCUUGAACUGAGUCCAGGAACAAAUUGGGAACUGGUGCGGCUGCUUCAGAACAGGAGUUAUAUCAGUUCUAAAUUAGGCAUGGGCAAACUUGGCCCUCCAGAUGUUUUGGGACUACAACUCCCAUCAUCCCUGACCACUGGUCCUGUUAGCUAGGGAUGAUGGGAGUUGUAGUCCCAAAACAUCUGGAGGGCCAGGUUUGCUUAUGCCUGUUCUAAAUGGUACCCAGGAAGUAAUCUGGCAGCUGCAUUUUGGAGCCGUUGGAGAUUUCACACCAUCUUCAAGGGCAGUCCCACGUAGAGUGCACUGCAGUAGUCCUGGAGGCGUCCCAAGGCCAAGUAAUGAAGAGGCAAUAGCUGGCUAAUUAGCCAUAGCUGAAAAUAGUCACUGCUAACCACCAGGCCAUCUAACCCUCCACUGAUAACUGAUCCAGGAGUAGCCCCAAGCUGCAGCCUUCCUUUCAGAGGAGUGUAGCCUCUUCAAAACAGUCCAUCUCUCCAACUCUCACAUUCUAGAACUUAACAGCAUACAACACUUCUGACUUUCGUUAAAUUGCCCUGAAAUAUUUAAAUUGAAAGCGGGUGUAAAAAUACUUUAAUAAAAUAAAAUGUUUACUCAGAAGUCUCAUUGCUUGGGCUUAGUAUCUAGUUAGGGCUGCAGUCUUCUGCUAACUCUGUUGUCUUUGGGCAUCACUUUUGUUGGAGCAUUUCUUUACCCUUGCUUAGAUUGGUGAUUUUUUUUCCUGUUUUUGUUUUGCACAGGAUAGAAAAGAAAAGCUCAUACAGGAAGGCAAGUAUGAGCGACCGUUCCCUCUGUUCUAUUAAGUGUCCUGUACCUGCUGCUGAAGAGGCUUGUACUCCAUCUCUAACCUAUUUCAAAAUAAAUCUCAGUUAGAAACUGGUUUGUUUCCUUUGUAUUUCAAGUGCAGCACCUAAAAUAAAAUUUUUGUGUGUGUGCUGAAA